Molecule: messenger RNA, 1120 nt
Organism: Homalodisca vitripennis (glassy-winged sharpshooter)
Lineage: Eukaryota; Metazoa; Arthropoda; Insecta; Hemiptera; Cicadellidae
Exons: 7
Coding region: 421-1008 (195 amino acids)
Source: RefSeq, a predicted model, not a curated record
GUUUUAGAACAGCGCCUGAAGAAUGAAAUAAAGACCACGUUAUCACGAUUUCAUAUAAAUCAACUGACAAGUGAAUCAAUUGUCAGUCUGUUUGAAUUAGAAACAGUGGAAAUAAACCACCAUCUUAAUGAAUUGAAAUUGCCUUUCAAGAAGCAAUCUGUGGUUCAGCUGCUGGGCGUCAGAGCUAGGGCAUUUUCUGUUGAAGAACUUAGUGACCUGCAUGGAUUACUUCAACUUUACAGAAUUGCAUAUUUCAGUCAUACAAAGAACUGGUCACCGUUGAACCUGUUAGAACCAGAUGAUAACUUGCAAAGCCCUGCAGAUGAAGAAAUAAUCAGACGAAACUUGCUUCAAGCUUUCCGAAUUAAAGGCCUAAAUGCAAUUAUAAAUGUGAUAACCCAUGAUGAGUUAGUUUGGGUGAUGAUCGUUGGCAAGAAACUGACCAGGAAGAAAGGAAUCAGGUUGCAGACUCCACUCUUUCUCUGCUAUGAAGUUGGUACACCUUACAUAUUUGUUGCUUCUCCAGUUCCAGUUUCUGUUAUGGAAUGCAUUUUGAAGGCUAUGCAGUACAAGAAGCAUAAAGUACACCAUUUGGAGGGCCGAAACAUCAAAUCUUUGCUGUUUUUGCUUAGGAACAAGGCAAUGAAUGUUGGAAAAAACAAAACUAUUGCCUAUGAGCCAGCUGAAGCAGAAGUUGGACGACGGAACAUUGACUUUACAAAAAGAAAAGCUCGUGAGAUUUAUGCCAACAAUGUUUUCCAAGCAACAGAUACAGUCAUGCUAGAAUCUUUAAGUCUUACUGCUGAUAGUACUUGGCGAGACAACGUAAUAGUACCUGAGAUGACAGGGGAACCAUUUAAAGCAACUCUGCAGUUGAAAUCAAAAAAUCUCUUUGGGAUGAUCAAAGAUAUGAUCGCCAAUAACAUGAUUGUUACUCCCCUGCCAGAAUACGUGCAGACAGUUUUGCAUUCAGGCAAAAACAGAAUCACCAUGCGUCCACCAAAGUGACAAUUAUUGCUUGAUUAAUAUCAUUGAGUCUCAGUUAUUUAGUUUUAGCUGUAAUAUUUUAACUCAGUGAACAUAUAUCAUAAUUGUAAUGAAAUAAACCAUUUUAUAAUAA